Molecule: messenger RNA, 385 nt
Organism: Frankliniella occidentalis (western flower thrips)
Lineage: Eukaryota; Metazoa; Arthropoda; Insecta; Thysanoptera; Thripidae
Molecular function (GO): odorant binding
Source: RefSeq, a predicted model, not a curated record
GUGAUCUGAAGGAAUUCUUUGAGGGCGACCAGAAAGACGUGACCCAUGAUGAUAAGUGCUUUAUGAAAUGCGUGCUGAAGCAUUCGGAAGUGUUGAAAGAUGACGGCACCAUAGACGCUUCUGCUAUGAAGGAUGACGAACCGGAUCUUGUGCCUUACGCCGAAGAGUGCAGUAAGAUUGAGAAAAACGACGAUCUGUGUGAACUAGCUUACCAGCACACUCUCUGCAUGCUCGAGAAGGUCCCCAAGGAUAAACUGGACCAACUUAUCAAGGAGCACGAGGAGCACCUGUAAGAGAGACGCCUUCAUUGCAGAAUGAAAACGCAAAAUGAUGGGUGGUUGUAAAUAAAAGAUGAAAAAUAAAAUUGCAUAUAUUUAUUCGGGUA